This is a messenger RNA of Sycon ciliatum, 2819 nucleotides long. RefSeq names its product ankyrin repeat, SAM and basic leucine zipper domain-containing protein 1-like. Lineage: Eukaryota; Metazoa; Porifera; Calcarea; Leucosolenida; Sycettidae. The transcript is spliced from 12 exons. The record is from RefSeq and is a predicted model, not a curated record. Gene Ontology annotation, molecular function: protein binding. Bases 137 to 1822 code for a protein of 561 amino acids.
UACUCAGUAAAACAAGUCGUACAAACGACAAAGAUUUGAAAACCUCUUGCCUCCUGUGUUGGUCCGGUGAGGAAGUCUCUUACAUCAGAAGAAAUAAAAUAGUUUGGAGGAGGUGCAAGAAGCUCGAAGAGCUGCGAUGGAUUUUAAUUUCGGCAACUUUGAGCGCCUCGCAGAUGCUGGUUUCGAUGACGAUGAUGAUGAUGAUGAUUUGUGUAUGGUUCCCACUGUCCGUGUAGCUCCAGGUCCCCCUGUACCAGUGCUACCACGAACUACUCCCAAGUCCAACAUAAGCACGAGCAAUGACGGUUCUACUGGCGCUCCCGGCACUACUAAUGGAGGAGAUCGGAAGUGGGGAGAUGUCGCGCCUGGCGCACAAACAGGUCGCGGGAGAGGUCGAUUGCGGAAUACUGGUCAGCAGCAACAGCACGCAGGCACUGACCAAUUGUCCUCAGGCGGACCACAAAACCCCUGGACGCGCAAGAGUGGUCGUAGUGAUCGGCUUAAGCAGGCUGACUUGGAGAGCCUUAACAUGGCAAUACGACUGGGAAGACUUGAAGUUGUAGAAUCCCUUCUCUCUGAAGGACCCGGUGCCGGUGAUGGCCGUAUUCCUGUGGAUACACCCAUGCCUGGUGGUUGGUCACCGUUGAUGUGUGCUGCGUCGAGUGCCUUGCCGGAGAUGGUGGCUCUCAUUCUGCGCUUCGAGCCGAACGUCAACUACGAUUGCGGUAAGAAGACUGCACUAAUGGUAGCCUGCGAUACUAGCUCGUCCCAGGAGACUGGAGUGCAGGAAAGUGUCAAGGUUCUCAUUGAAAGCGGAGCAAAGGCCAAUAUCAGAGACAGCCAUGGUAUGUCACCGCUGAUGAUGGCGGCACGCAAGGGGCGUCUCGCCGUGUGCCGCAUGCUGCUACAGCACGGGGCGUCCGUGUGUCUCGCCGAUUUAACGGGAACCACGGCUCUGAUGUGGGCAGCGCAAGAGGGACAGCUGGCCAUCGUGCGUGUGCUUGUGCUGGCUGGUGCCGAGCUGAACCAGGAGAACAACGCGUCCGAGACCGCCGAGAGCAUGGCAUAUGCAGCGGAGCAUACUCCUGUAUGCGACUACUUGGAGCAAGUGCGUAACGAACGGCGACACCAGCCGCUGGACCACGUCUCCGAUGAUGAUGGUGGCAGUGCGAAAGCCAAUCGGUCUAAAAGUGCCGUGGGACAAUUGGAGAUAUUUCUGGAUGGUCUACGACUCGGUCAUCUCAUCGAGUUGUUCAAGGAAAACAAUAUAUCGUUUGCUCAGCUGGCGACCAUUUCUGAAGAUGACUUGGCGAAGAUGGGCGUCGUCGACGGUCAAGCACGGCACGUCAUUGCUGAAGGGGCGCGCCGUUUGGCAAACCCGUCCGAACAAGCAUCCGCUGGUAGGGAGAGUGCAAGGGCAAUGCAUCGACAUCAAAUCAGGUUGGAUGAUGUGUGCCAAAUCCUGCGUAAUCUCAAUCGCCACCUCAAGUUCCAGCGCGAGGCGGCUGAAUACCUGUUGACGGAAUUGCAACGACAGCCAUUGAAUAUUAACCUUAUACAGGAACGGGAUCUGAAUGACCUGGUGAAGAAGUCCAGCGGCCUUCAGGAGGCGACGCAAACACUCUUCGACACUGCCGACGACACCCUGGCCUGCGCUGACAUGCUGGUGAACGAGGGAGACGAUGAGGACGGAGGGCAGGGCACGUCUUUCCUGCAAUCGCGUUCGUUCCGCGCUGCCGCGCUCUCUAUUCCCGUGGCAGCGGCCGUUGCUGCCGGUGCUUGCGUAUAUGCAAGCCGUACGGGAUUAAUCAGCUGGGCAUAAUGCGCCAAGCUCAACUUCUGCGACGGCACAGUUGCGUGAGCUGCGAGGUGGAUGCGAUUCGGGGAUUUCCCGGUUUCGCGGCCGUCGCAUCGCGCAUCCCAUCGCAAAAAUGCUUCUGUGAAUCCAGCUUUAUGAAGUAAUUGUAUUGAGCUACUGCUGCUGUUUUCACUACUGGUGCCGCCACAGUACAAUGCAUGCUAACGGCUAUCUUGAGGUUUGGCUGGCCCGAUUUUAUGCUGUUGUACUUGUAACCUGGUCCAGGAUCCUUUCAUUGAUGCUGCGCGUAAGGAUGUACCCCUGGAAUCAACAAUCCAGCGCCGUGUGUUGAUGCUGUUAGCAACGUGACAGCCGUCACGUCUCGCAUUCACCUCAAUGCUCCCGUGCAGUUGUUUCAAGACACGGGUGUGUAUGUGUGUGUGUGUGUAUAUGAGAGAGAGAGAGAGAGUGUGUGUGAGUGCGUGAGUGAGUGUGUGGACUGGGCAUUGUGUUGUGUUCGUAUUUGGGAGAAGAGCCAGCCAGCUUGUUGUAGCCACCUCGUCAAUGCAUCUACGCUUGUAGUUCAGCUCCGUAGCGUUCUCAUUCUUGUGCCCGUUUAGUCUGUACCUGCCCUUGACUCACUGUGCGUGUGUGUGUGUGUGUGUGUGUGUGUACGUGCUGCACAUGCGCCUGGUGCCGUGGCAUUAUUUUAAAAGUGUCAUGUAUGUACCAGUAUAUUUUGCUUCGGCAACUGAACAGACGACCUAUUGAAUUCUCACCGAUUGUUUUGCUGCUUUUCUUUUAAAAAUCCUGAAGGUGUGUGUGUGUGUGUGUGUGUGGUGUGUGUGUGUGUGUGUGUGUGUUGUACUUGCCACAUCUUUCUCUUUCUUCUUUUGCAGCUUUCUUGGUGGCUCUGCAGCUUUCUUUUGCCUCUAUUUAACUCGCACAAUACACGCACAUCACAGUCUCCACUGCUCCAGCCAGGGUGUCGUGAUUAAUUUGUACGUCUCUCUACCUUCAA